Molecule: messenger RNA, 4848 nt
Organism: Triplophysa rosa
Lineage: Eukaryota; Metazoa; Chordata; Actinopteri; Cypriniformes; Nemacheilidae
Gene: peli2
Product: pellino E3 ubiquitin protein ligase family member 2
Exons: 6
Coding region: 259-1545 (428 amino acids)
Biological process (GO): regulation of Toll signaling pathway; protein polyubiquitination
Molecular function (GO): ubiquitin protein ligase activity; protein binding
Source: RefSeq, a predicted model, not a curated record
ACAGUGGAUGGAACCACCAAGUUAAAUGCUCCUCUUUUAAAUGAAAUGUAUACGCGAGUAAAGCCUUUGAUUGUUAAACAUCUGUCGGAUUUACGAGGUCGCUGAUUCGUCCCAGAAAAGUCCAACGCAGGAUUGGGAGCGGAUAAAUGUGUAAAAUGGCAGUUUGAAGCGUCCUUUGAAGUGUUUGCCCUUUUUGUGACUGGAUUCAUGAUCGUGUAAUUUUGAGUACCGGGCGCUGUGUUGUUUAAAAAAAGCCUCAUGUUUUCUCCGGGUCAAGAGGUGCACUGUGCGCCCACCAAAGAACCCGUGAAGUACGGCGAAUUGGUGGUUCUGGGGUACAAUGGUUCACUACCCAAUGGAGACAGAGGGCGGAGGAAAAGCCGGUUUGCCCUUUACAAGAGAACCAAAGCCAAUGGUGUCAAACCCAGCACUGUACACAUCCUCAACACACCACAAGCCAGCAAGGCGGUGAACUGCAAGGGCCAGCACAGCAUCUCCUACACUCUGUCCAGAAACCAGACGGUGGUGGUGGAGUACAGCCAUGACAACAACACUGACAUGUUCCAGAUUGGCCGUUCGACGGAGGGCCCGAUCGACUUUGUGGUGACAGACACGGUGUCAGGGGGCGGGGAUAGUGAGGACACGCCCAUCACGCAAAGCACCAUCUCCCGCUUUGCUUGCCGGGUGGUGUGUGAACGUAACCCACCCUACACGGCACGCAUCUACGCCGCAGGCUUCGAUUCCUCCAAGAAUAUAUUUCUCGGAGAGAAAGCAGCCAAAUGGAAGAAUCCAGAUGGUCACAUGGACGGGCUGACGACCAAUGGUGUGCUAGUCAUGCACCCGCGGGGUGGGUUCACAGAGGAGUCCAAGCCCGGCGUGUGGAGGGAGAUAUCGGUGUGCGGAGAUGUUUACACGCUGCGAGAGACGCGGUCUGCUCAGAUCAGAGGCAAACUGGUGGAGAGUGAGAGUAACGUACUGCAGGAUGGAUCUCUGGUUGACCUGUGCGGAGCGACGCUGCUCUGGCGCACGGCUGAAGGGCUUUUCCACACCCCCACCCAGAAGCACCUGGAGGCCUUGAGGCAGGAGCUGAACGCAGCCCGACCUCAGUGCCCCGUCGGCCUCAACACCCUGGCCUUUCCCAGCAUGCAACGCUGCAGUCGUGCCCUGUCUAAUGGCCCCUCCCAAGAAGACAAACAGCCUUGGGUGUACCUGGCCUGUGGCCACGUUCACGGUUAUCACGACUGGGGCCACCGUUCCGAACGAGACCCCAAUGCUCAGAGAGAGUGUCCCAUGUGCAGAACCGUGGGCCCCUACGUGCCGCUCUGGCUCGGAUGCGAACCGGCCUUUUACGUGGAUAUUGGCGCACCAACGUACGCCUUUGUACCCUGUGGCCACGUUUGCUCCGAAAAAUCGGCCCGCUAUUGGGCGGAGAUUCCUUUACCGCACGGCACCCACGCUUUCCACGCUGCGUGCCCCUUCUGUGCUAGCCAACUUAAUCUGACUCAAAAGUGGGCUAAACUUAUCUUUCAGGGCCCCGUAGACUGAGAGUGUAGGAGACGUUAACCUUGAACAGACGGAUGCUGGAUUAUUGCGUAAUUUAAAGUGAAAUCCAGUUUGCUGAAGGAAGGACUGUGAAUAAAAACGGAUUCAUACUGUGAAGCUGCCCUUGAAAUGUAUAUGCUGGGAGCAGGUUUUUGCUCGCAUGUCAUCACAUACAGUCAUCUAAAUUGCCUUGGUGAUGGACAGGAGGUGUCAAUGAGUUAUUUUAUCCACCGGCCCACAAAGAUGUCAGAUCCCACCAGCAUCACCACACCGCUCAGGAGAUUUUCAGAUCGCUUUUCAAACAGGAUACUGCUUUAGACCCAAGGUGCUUCUGGUGACCUGUGGAUGUUUUGGUGCAGCCCUGCUUUCAACACUCCCUCACUUCCUUUCCAAAGAACUCAAAUCACACUAAAACCAGGUAAUAGAGGUUGGGAUAAACUGUGUUGGAGGGUCAGUUUGGACUGAACAGCCCUGCUUUAAGUUAUAACUUUAAUGUGUGGUAACUUUGUUAUGGAUUUAUUAUGGCCUAACGGUUGGAGCAAUGAUUUGCCAAUUGAUAUUCUGCAAUGGUUGUUCCCAAAGAUUAAACUGGUGCUCCUGUUGGGAUUUUAUGACGCCAUUACACUCCUGUAUAUGGUUGAUCUCCCACAGUGGAAGCUUGCUUUUUCACAUGGAUUAUGCAUUGUUGAAUUGGGUAAAUGAUUUGUCGUUUUUAGCAUAGUCUUCUGUCCUCACUGCUCCCUAGAAGUGUUUUUCUUUCUCCGAAUGUGUACUUGGUGAGUUAUUGAUGUCUUAAGUUUAAAGUCUAAGCUUUUAUUUUUUUAUUGAUAUCUUGUUAACAAGAUUAACAAGUGAUGUUGCCAAAUACUGUUGGAAUAGGCUAUAAAGUGUGUAACUGGAAGAAUAGAUGGUGGUAUUUACUACUACUUAAAAGCUUGACCCAAAUAUAUUUUCUUACUAUACAUUUGUUAGCAAAAUUUUCGAGAAUUUAUGUUUAUGGUGGUGUAAAAAGUUUGGGCUCUGUUCUAAAUGUAGAAAAUGAUUAGGAUUUAAAUCAAUUAUGUUGGCGCAGAGGUAUGAGUUUUCAGAAGAUCUGAGAUACACUUGGUUGCUUAGGGUUAUGAUUGACAGUCCCUUAAAGAAAUAGUUCACCCAAAAAUAAAACAAUUCUGUCAUUUAUUUACCCCCAAGUCAUUCCAAACCUGUUUAUGGCUUUUUCUUCUGUGGAACAGAAAUGACUCCAUGUAAAAUGAUUGAAUGGAACACAAAAGAAGAUAUUUUGAGAAAUGUCGCUGUGGUUUUGUGUCCAUGCAAUGGAAGUUAAUGGGGGCUAAUGUUCUUCAGAAUAUUUUUUCGUGUUCUGCAGAAGAAAGAAAGUCAUACAGGUUUGGAAUGACAUGAGGGCGAGUAAAUAAAGAAUUUUAUUUUUGGGUGAACCAUCACUAAGUUGUCAUUGGUCAAGUCAUUCUUGUAGUGUUUUUAUAAGAACCUUUUAUUCCACUAUUUUCCUAAAGUUUAUACAGAGAUUAUGAUGUCAAGCUGCUGUUUUAGGCAUAUUGAUGUUUUUUGUUUUAAAAGACUGAAAAGUAUUUUAGUACACAAAGGCCCAUGUACAGUUUUAAACAGAUACUAAUAUAUUUAUUCAGUUAUGUACUUUACUGUGUGGUGAGGUGUCUGUAUUGAAUGUAUCAACACCAACUGCAUCUGGAUGCUUAAAGGGUUAAGUCAACCCAAAAUGAAUGGCUGAAGAUUACAUUAUGAUUCCUAUUUACAUCUGUUGUAGAGUAACCAUCCUUUUUGUAUUCGGCAAUCUUUUGGUUUGGUUUGGCAUGACUAUUCAUUUUAGGGUAAACCAUUUCUUUAAUGCUGUAAACUGUCAGUAACAUUUUCUUGAUUGCCAAGCCUCCUUUAGGCUUUGCUUGGUUCUGUAAAUGAAUCUGAGGUCUCCACCACCUUAGGUUGACUUUGUACAUGGCAACUCUGUAUUGUCUUAUAUUUUUCGCCAGUCCUGUGUAAACGAAAUGCAAAGUUUUUUAUAUAACGUUAUCGUGAGAUGGCGUAGCUCGCACCAGGAGUACCGGUGGAUGUCUCCUGAACGUGAUCGCGAAACAUGCCAGGAGUGAUCAAAAGAUCAGACACUAUACGCCCAUAAAAAAUUACGAAAAACUUACUUCACUACUAUCUAGUUGUUCUCCGGACAGAGCUCUCGUUCUUUAAGUGUGCCCAGCACCAUUUUCAUUAGGCUACUUUCGUUUUAUUCAGACGGGUUUAAACAGUAUUUUUAGAGAUUUCAACACUAGGAAAUGUUUUAGUUAUUAAUUUGUUAAUAGAGUAAGUCUUUUACCACAGUGAAGUGACUUUUACUCGUGAUACUUGACUGUUGUGCUUUUAUUUUCAUAUUUAAGCCUGUUUUUCUUCAAAUUCCGUUCCUGAAAAUGAUAGCGCUCAGCCGACUUCAGAUAGCUAUAACUUUUGUUACAUAUACAAGGUACGAAAUAAAAACUGAUUUGGAAAGUGCUUGAACCCAGCUUUCACAUGGUAUUAAAACAUGUAAUAUGUACAAUUUCACCAUGUGUUGGGUUUUCCCAGAUUGCAUCACAUAUUUGGAGGUGUGUUCCUAAAAGAGGAGCUUUGUUUUACUGAAAUCAUGAAAUCGCACCUAAAUUAAAACUGCAUAUUUCUGUAGAUGCUUCUGUCUGUUAACAGUGUUGCUUAUCAUUUUUUAUGGAGUGCUAACUUAAAAAUACCAAAAAGGAUUUUAUGAAGACUUCUUGGUAAUGUAAAAUUCGAUUCAUUUCCGGCAAGUGUGUAAUCGUAACAGUCAGUUGUGCUAAACAGGCACAAAUAAGAGGACACUGAGUUUACUGCAAUUGUCAAAUCAUACUGGAUUUCAGGAACAUUUUUAAUGUUGUCUGAUACCCAGUUGAUCUUUAGUCAAUGUUGCUUCCAUUGCAAGAGAUCUUCAAGAGAAUCGUAUAAGAGCGUUUGUCUUUAACCAGGUUAGGUAUAUGAAAUACAGUCAGGUGUAGCUCUAUAGGUGACAGACUGACUGCAGUAUUCAAUGUGAAACUGUACAGUGGCUUUUUAAUUCAUUCAGGUAUUAUGUAUUAAAUCAUGAAUUAACAGUUCACAUGAAAGAUGAAGUCUGUGUCUACAUGUAUAAAGUGUGAGGCAGAUGUAAGGAGAAUAUAGCUCAUUCUUACCCGUGUGACAUUCCUUUGGUUUGUCUUGAAGAGACUGUACGGUUUUGGGUCUUUGAAACACACCUUGCCCCAUCUGUACCAUAUGGUCAUUGUACAAUGAAUA